AGGUCCUGCUGAAGAGCAACCGGAUCGACGUCCUGCUCAGUCGCCUGCUUCCUCACGGCCAGCUGCUCUUCCUCAACCACCGCUUUGCCCAGAGUUUGGAAAAGGAAGUAGCGGCUUAUAUGGCCAAAUAAAGCCGAGCAGCCACGGUUGCCAUUUUCAGGGAGGGCGGGCUAUCAUUUACAGCUACUUCUAGCUAUAUCUGCUGGCUUCCAAGCAAACAAGCCCUCUGUCAUUCACCUCCGGUGACAUUUCCACGCUGGAAGACGAAGAGCGGACUACCAGCUGCUGCUGGUGCUGCUGCUGUUGUUAGAGAUUGCAUGAUGUGUAAACACACAGAGUGGUAAAUACCUGCCUCAUCCACUUGCAGCUCACUCUUGGCUGUUUACUGUGUGGGUGGCUUCACUUCAAAUCCUGUUUGUCAAAUUGAAGAGUGGAAAGAAAAAUGUGGCAGAUUAAAGAGUGCAGUCGCAGAGGCCAGUUAAGACGUACUUGUCAGCAUUAAAGCCUGCUGUUUAUCUGAUUCACCAUACUCGAAAUGUCACAGUGUGACCCUGAGGAGCCAGACUUGACCCUUUUUUGUGCUUUUUCAGAUUUCAGUGAGUAUAAAUGAAAUCUCGGAGUGUUAUUGCCUUAUAGUAACUCCUCAUAAGACCUUACAUUUCCUACUACUCAUCGGGAUAGCGAAUGGGUUUUAAAAGAAUGUUUUGGGAGAACAAGAAUACAGUAUAAAUCCUCUUAAAGAAAUGCACAAUAGAAAGGGAAGAACAAAACAUCUAGAUCUGAGUUGUUUUAUGACAAUUUAUAGCAGAAAUGCCGCAAUGCCGGUGAUGCUAAGGACAGCGGACGGGGCAGGAAGUGAGGAGACGUUUGGAUAAACUAUUAUGAAUGAAAGCAGAAAUGUUGGCAUGCAGAACAUGGAACAAAACAUGAGGAAAUGAUGACAAGUAGACCUACAAACACAAACAUCCUGACUCAACAAAUAAAAAAUGUAUACCUG
Molecule: messenger RNA, 997 nt
Organism: Haplochromis burtoni (Burton's mouthbrooder)
Lineage: Eukaryota; Metazoa; Chordata; Actinopteri; Cichliformes; Cichlidae
Gene: ap5s1
Product: adaptor related protein complex 5 subunit sigma 1
Biological process (GO): double-strand break repair via homologous recombination; endosomal transport
Cellular component (GO): AP-type membrane coat adaptor complex; cytosol; late endosome
Source: RefSeq, a predicted model, not a curated record